AUCACGUUCAAUUUCUAGAAAUUCCCUGCUAUCGCUAGCUUCUAGGACAAACGUUGCUGGCCUCCUAGUUUCCAUACGUCGGCUCCCUGUGGUCUUCCCCGCGUCCGGUCUCAUCCUUAUCCCCAUCGCCCUUAUCCCCUGGUCUGUGCCGCUCGUACUUGGAGAAAAAUCUCCAGCCGCCUUACCUGCUGCCGCCGCUUCCCAUCCGACAGAUUAUUUGUUUGCAGCCACUGAUCUUCUCCCUCGCUCAGCCGAGUGGUCUUCCACUCCUCCCAGCUGAGCUCUCCCUCUCCACGCAGCUCCCUCGCGGUGCUCCCUCCAUAGCGCCUGAGCGCUCUGUCCUCGGAUCGGAGCUUCUCUGCGUGUCGCAGCCAAGCUUCCUUCCCCAUGGCGCCCGGCGCCCAAGUCCCCAGCCGUGACCCUGCCGAGCUCCGCCCCGACUCCACGUCUCCUGGUCGGGCUCUCGUUCUAUGCCUGAUGCCGCUGUUCCCUGGUGCUCCCUGCUCGGUCCCUGCCCAGCGCCUGACUACAGCUCCAGCUCGCGGCGUCCCCUCUGCUUAGCCAGGAUUGUCGUGCCUCUGCUCCCUGGUUUUCCCUACGCGCGAGCUCGCUGGUGUUGCCCCUGCUCCGCUUGGCCGCGUCCCCCUCAGUCCACCACUCUGCUCGGCCAUGGAAGACACGCCGCACCCUGGUUCCAGCUCGCGAUACUCCCUGCACGCCGGAGUCGCCCAGCUCGGCCACCUACCUCCCUAUGCGCGACCUCCUCUAGCUCCCUGUUUCUCCAGAGUGUCUUCCUCUGUUGGCUCGCCGGCUUCCUGCUCCCUGCUCACCCAGCGCACGCUUCUCCUUGUGUGCUGUGCCUGCGUGCUGCUCGCCCUAGCUCCCAGCCAUGGCGUCGGCCAAAGCUCCUGCGCGUUAUGUGCCCAGCUCCCUUUUCCGCGUAUGCGCGCUUAGCUCGCUUUCCUGCGCACCCAGCGUUCUGCUCCCGCUCGUCCCUGCGCGCCAAGCUCCUUGCGCGGUCCUUCCUUGAGCUCGGUCCUGCGCUUUUCCUUUCUCUGUGCUCGUGCUCGCCGUGCCGUGAGUCACUGGCCAGCAGUCCAGCUCGCUUCAGAAUCAAUCUCGUCGUCGUUCCGCGCGUCAGCAAGAAAUCUCAAGAGUUGGGUGAAGUCGGAGGCUAACAGCAUGGUAUUCACCAUGUGCGCGACAGGAAGCUCGAGCCAGGAUUUAUCCGCAUUCGUACGAGUAUUGGGUCGCGUUUGAUACUGGUACGUUAAUUAAUCGCGCGAUGCAGAAGACGACCCAAGUCGACCCCAAGCACGGGCUACUCCACAGGAUGAUGCUGAUGGACAAACCUAAAGAUGAUCGUCAAGCGGACGUCGUCUAACCAACACUAACAUAGUGUUUAUUCCAGGCAAGCCCCGGUGCAUGCAACCCCUUUCCUUGUGUUUUUAAAUACUUUUCGCACACUUAAGUCUAGUGAAAUGUGCAUUAGGUUCAUAGGAAUUGCUUGAAACCCUUUGAUGCAUUGCUUUCCUUGAUAUCCAUACCUUUAUAGAUACUUCUGUGAAGUAUCAAAAUAUGAUUUACAAAAAUGCUUAGCCUUGCUUAGAUCUCGUGGAUAGAGGUUGUCCUUAAUUUAACUCGAGAAAGGAUGGCUUCUACCUGCAAGAAUAUUUUCAUUUGGAGCAAUAGUGGGAUCUUACUGCAAAGUUCCCUGUGAUGCUCUUUCAUCCUAAGGAACAGACACAAUCCUAAGGAUGGAAAUACUUAAAUCGAGACUUGGGCUAGGAACAGAUGAUGCUCCGCCCGGGUCAAUUAAGGAUUGGAUGCGUAUGUAGGCCUGUUGAUCAAGGACUAUCUUAUCUAGCCACAUGCCCUGAGAAUGGGACAGGGUAAGCUUGAACCCGGCUAUUCCAUACAUGAAAAGACAAUCGCGCACUGGGCGUGGAGAGAUGGCGAGAGUGGCACGUACCCUCCUGGCAACGGAUCGCCUAAAAGGGGUGGUGUACUCUCGGGUGGCGCGGACCUGUUCAUGUAGUGGAGGAUCCGUGGGAAUAGUAGACAUCAAGGUUUACGAGUAACAUAUGUCGUGUGGUUAGAAAUCCUCAGCUGAGUAAAUCGAUUCGGAACGCCGUUAUAUCCCCGGACAGUGGAGACUUGAGCUCCGACCUACAACCUAAGUCAAGAUGUGAACACUAUGGAUAAAAAUGAUGUUGUAUUGAUGAGAUGACGAAAUUAGACUAGAUGCAAACAGAGUCUAUUAAAUAUUUAAUCUGGCGUUAAAAUAUUGAAAGUAAGGACUCACUUUAGUAAGCUAUUUCUGCAAAAGUAUCUAAGUUGAUUCUUGCUAAAGCCUCUCCUUGAUUCCCAAAUCCAGCAUAUCCUUGAGAGUCUUUUCUUUAGUCGGGUAAGUCUUGCUGAGUAAUUCCAUACUCAGGGUUUUAUUCCCUGUUGUUUUUCAGGUUAUAGUUUUGUGCUGCUGUUGAUGGUGUUAAGUGCCGGUGGGCUCGGCCUUCUUAUAUAAGUAUACCCCGCCUUUAUCUUCUUAUUGAGGAUGGUCACUUGAGCUAGCAUAUAUUUCAAAACUAUAAAUAAUUUAUAACCGUUCAAAGUUUCUUUCUUUGAAUCAAUGUAGUAAUCACUCUGAUCAUGUACGAAGUAAAAUUUUUGUAAUUUGUAAAAUUUGGUAAUAAGAUUUCCGCUGCAAAAUAUUGGUGUGUGUGAUUUGUAUUACUUAAUCCCGCGGUUCUGGUUGUAAGUGGUUUAUCCGGUGUCCGUGGGGCAAUCGGACGGAUCCUGUUAAGUUAUCUGGUGCACAUGCAUGGCCGUCUGAGUUCUUUAAGACAAGGACAGGUGCAUGUGGGCCCGAUACCUUGGGAGGUUCUGCCACAGCUGGUAUCGGAGCAGGAUUAAGUAUAUACGGUCACAUACGUAUUUUCAAAACAAAAGUUUUGGUUUUGAAAAACUUAUUUUCAACUAAACACAUUGUUUGGCUUUGAAAAACAGUUUUGAAAAAUUAUAAUGCUAGCGACAUCCUCUGUUAAGCCCUAAAUUAAGGACUAUUAGGUGGCUUAUUUAAAAACCACUAACCCACAACCGGGGGUAUUGCAUACAUGUGUAUUGUUAUUUUUAAGGCCAUUCAGUUUUGAAUGGAUCGACGCUCAAGGUAAGGUGAGAUGUGAGAGCAUGACCGAACAACCGUCGGUCUAGGGAAGUGCUUAAUUGUAGCGCUUGAUUAUAUACAUGUUCCACAUAUGUAUAUAUGAAGGCUGCGAUGUGGCGUAUUUACUUUUUCGGGAAUUCAGUACCCCAUGGAUGUGUAUGGGUAUACAGACAUGGGAAUACUGAGAAGUGUAAUGUACUUGUAACGACGCACCUACGCUCAGGUAAGAAGGUGAGUUACCAUAAUGAGUUGCCCUAUGGUUAAAGUGUGGCAACGGCGCCUAUGCGUGGCUCGGCGCUUAAUGAUGAGCUGGCCUCCAUAUAGCAAUAUAUGGAGUAUAAAUUGUGAUAAACUGUCAUGUGUGAACUGCAUCAUGGGAAAUUGGGCUGUGAUGAAACUUUUCUGCAGGUACACUAACCUCGAAAACGUAUGUGUAGCUGACGACUAGCAAAAUACCGAGAGAGAACGUAUGCCACCGGUAUAGAACGUUAUUGCCACAGUGUGUUGGCAAAAAAUUAGUGAGGACGCAUAGGACGAGCAUGCAUCCUAAUUGUUGCAUCAUGUUUGUCACCUAUACAUCCAAAAUGCUUCUCUCAUCUUUAUUCCAGUAACCAUUGAUUGUAGAAAAUAUGGUGUAAUGCUGAAUUAUGAACUUCGAUGAAAUAGGUGUCCUCCAUUCUUUAGGUGACCUCUUAGGGUGCCUUAUGUGUUUGCUUUGGUGCUUGAUGUACUGAUAGGAGGAUAGUGACUUGUUUGCCUAAAUCUAAAAUUAGGCCAUGUUCUUAGUUGGUGAACCGAGACCCAAAUUUGAAUUUACCAUUAUCACCCCAUGACCAAACACAUACAAAUGAAUGCUUAGAUAAUUUCUUUGCUAGACCUAAAGUGUACCCGGACUUAAAAAAAUCUCAAGUCAUGUCUCCUUCUAGAGCCAUUCCCUUAUUCAGUUGAUGCAGGUUGAGGUCUCUAUUGUGUUUGGCCUCUCCUUGCGGAUUAUCUUAUCCCUUGUCAACCUGACCUAGGAAAGACAUGUCCGACCAUUUUCUUGAAUUUGAUGCCUUUGAUUUCCUCAUGUCUAUCGAAGGCAUAUCAACUUAAUCCUUGACCUUGUGAUCUCUGCGUUGGGCAUAGAAAUAUGCUUGGGGCUAAAUUAUCAGUCUCCCAUCGUACUCCCUUCAUUAACAAAUUCAGGUUAUGGCCAUGCCCUGUUCAUUUCAUCGGGCCAUGAUCUAUUUGGCUCUCUACUUGUAACCAUUCUUACAGGUGGAGUAUCUCUUCGUAUAUUGUCACCCUUGCUCAAUCUAUUGAUGUGGUGCGAGAUUUCUUAUUGGUUACGUAUGGUAAUGGUGUUAUGACUAAAACCAAUGGUGCUGUGACGAGACCGAGGGCCUCCUGUGAAUGUGCACACAUGGUUGUGCUACUCGGCACGCGCUGGUAUCACAGUUAAUAGUUGUAAUCCAUUAUGAGACUAUAUCAAUGUGUUAUCUUGGCACAAUCUAUUUUUGCUACGUGAGAUUCUCUAUUGGUGCCAGUUCUGUAAUGGUGUGAUGGUUAGUGACUUGUGGUGCCGCAGCGAAACUGAGAGCCUCCUGUGAAUGCGCACACAGGACUGUGCCACUCGUCGGAUGCUGGUAUCAAGGUCUCUGGUCAUGAUCCAUUGUGGAACUACCCUGAUGGUUAUCUUACGUGGACCUUCCCUUGAAUAAUUUCUAUGUUGUUUGUCAAGUGAUCAAGCAACAUCUAUCAUCUCCGUUGAAUAAAAUGGGCAUACCACUUUCCAUGCGUAGUAUCUUUUUCCUUGACUUUGGUAGUGACUACACGUAUACAAGUUCCCUUUACGUCCUUUGUGUAAAGGUGAAGUCUUGGAGCUUUUUAGUGUUGAGAGAUAACUAAUUAGCUCUCAAAUUGGAGAUUGACUUUCCCCUGCCGCUGAGAUGCAGGAGUUUGUUCAUUCGCUCUCCUAUCUAAUCCAUGUAUUCCCUAAUCAAGUGGAUAAUUCAUCUCGCAUGAAGAAACGGAUGAGCAACCUGACCAAAUGGACUUCUACCCAAAUGCAUGACCUUCGUGAGUAAAUGUGAACUCUCGACCGUUGGCUUACCGAUGGUACUGAGAGGACCUGCUCAAUGUCAAAAGUAGUUCAACAAGUUGGUUUUACUAACUUGUAACUGCCCAGUGAACAAAGGUCGAGUUUAGAGAUCGUUUUAUCGAUUUGCCUGAACUCACUUUGGUCUAACCCACUCUAAAGAAAGUACUCCCAAAAAAAAUUAAGAUUAAGUCGACUAGUAACCACCUAGCCAUCGCUCUAGUCGUGUCUCGAUCACCUCACGUGUGCUUUUCCAGCAUAUGUGACCAUGUCGAGCCAUGAUUAGUCCAGGAUAAAAUGGACUGAUCGUAAAGUCCAGACCCAUCAGCUGGUGAUUCUCUAGAAUCUAUACCAUCUUUCAUGGACUUGAAUUCUCUGGUUAGCCGCAUGUUAACCGUGACAGUAUUCAACAUCCACACUCGCCUUUGUUUGGAAAUAUCUCACGAUUACCGCUGAUAUGGACAUGUGUUACAUGCUUCUCUACUCUUAGAUGUCUUUCGUUCCGAAUCUCGGGACGAGAUUCUUUUAAGGGGGGAGGGCUGUAACACCCCUGGUGUUUAUAUUCCGCUCGACAACGAGUAUGAAUUUAAGCACGUAAUCAGUGGAUAAAACGGAUGCCAAAAUUUUCUUCACCUAUCGCGAUUUUAAUAUCGCAUCUGUUCCGUUUGUCGCGAGUUCAACAUCGUUUUUAUUUAUUCGGACUCUUCCAAAAUUUUCGUGAUGUUCGGAACAUCGUUGUUCCGAAAAUCGGUGCGUCCGGUGAGUAUUUAAAAUUCAUCGCUCGCGCGAAUACGAAUUCGAAAGCCCGACCCACUCGGAUGAUUUUUAUCCCGGGCAAAUUAAAUUAAACUCGGCGACAAAAGUGUUAGUACAAAAUUUAUAAGAAGUCGACGACUAAAAUUUUAGGUGUAAAAUAAUUUAGUCAUUGCUCGCUAACCGAGCUUACAUCACAUCCGAGAGUUUUUAAUUGAGAUUUGAUUCUCCAAUAAAUCAUCUAUGACAGAGCGAUCAAGUGUUCGAUUGGUAGGUGAAGUUAUCUGAUUUUAAGUCAAAUUAAAUAUAGUUUAAAAUAUUAGUCUCGAUCUCGUUUGAGUUCAUUCUGUUUGUAUCUUAUCCAAAAUACGAUUAUCUCUAGAAAAUCCUCCCCCAUCACACGUCAUCAGCCCAUACAGCUGUCGUUCCUUAUCUGCUCAGCCGUAGUGAUCAAAAAUCUACACUCAUGUACUUAUCCUCUCCACCAUCCCUAUCUCUAUUAUCCUCCCACGUCAUCUCCUGGAGAAUUCCCUAGCCAUCUCUAUCUUCUAACUCCACGCCACCUCCUUUCUCAAGCAUCACGUUCAAUUUCUAGAAAUUCCCUGCUAUCGCUAGCUUCUAGGACAAACGUUGCUGGCCUCCUAGUUUCCAUACGUCGGCUCCCUGUGGUCUUCCCCGCGUCCGGUCUCAUCCUUAUCCCCAUCGCCCUUAUCCCCUGGUCUGUGCCGCUCGUACUUGGAGAAAAAUCUCCAGCCGCCUUACCUGCUGCCGCCGCUUCCCAUCCGACAGAUUAUUUGUUUGCAGCCACUGAUCUUCUCCCUCGCUCAGCCGAGUGGUCUUCCACUCCUCCCAGCCGAGCUCUCCCUCUCCACGCAGCUCCCUCGCGGUGCUCCCUCCAUAGCGCCUGAGCGCUCUGUCCUCGGAUCGGAGCUUCUCUGCGUGUCGCAGCCAAGCUUCCUUCCCCAUGGCGCCCGGCGCCCAAGUCCCCAGCCGUGACCCUGCCGAGCUCCGCCCCGACUCCACGUCUCCUGGUCGGGCUCUCGUUCUAUGCCUGAUGCCGCUGUUCCCUGGUGCUCCCUGCUCGGUCCCUGCCCAGCGCCUGACUACAGCUCCAGCUCGCGGCGUCCCCUCUGCUUAGCCAGGAUUGUCGUGCCUCUGCUCCCUGGUUUUCCCUACGCGCGAGCUCGCUGGUGUUGCCCCUGCUCCGCUUGGCCGCGUCCCCCUCAGUCCACCACUCUGCUCGGCCAUGGAAGACACGCCGCACCCUGGUUCCAGCUCGCGAUACUCCCUGCACGCCGGAGUCGCCCAGCUCGGCCACCUACCUCCCUAUGCGCGACCUCCUCUAGCUCCCUGUUUCUCCAGAGUGUCUUCCUCUGUUGGCUCGCCGGCUUCCUGCUCCCUGCUCACCCAGCGCACGCUUCUCCUUGUGUGCUGUGCCUGCGUGCUGCUCGCCCUAGCUCCCAGCCAUGGCGUCGGCCAAAGCUCCUGCGCGUUAUGUGCCCAGCUCCCUUUUCCGCGUAUGCGCGCUUAGCUCGCUUUCCUGCGCGCCCAGCGUUCUGCUCCCGCUCGUCCCUGCGCGCCAAGCUCCUUGCGCGGUCCUUCCUUGAGCUCGGUCCUGAGCUUUUCCUUUCUCUGUGCUCGUGCUCGCCGUGCCGUGAGUCACUGGCCAGCAGUCCAGCUCCCUUCAGAAUCAAUCUCGUCGUCGUUCCGCGCGUCAGCAAGAAAUCUCAAGAGUUGGGUGAAGUCGGAGGCUAACAGCAUGGUAUUCACCAUGUGCGCGACAGGAAGCUCGAGCCAGGAUUUAUCCGCAUUCGUACGAGUAUUGGAUCGCGUUUGAUACUGGUACGUUAAUUAAUCGCGCGAUGCAGAAGACGACCCAAGUCGACCCCAAGCACGGGCUACUCCACAGGAUGAUGCUGAUGGACAAACCUGAAGAUGAUCGGCAAGCGGACGUCGUCUAACCAACACUAACAUAGUGUUUAUUCCAGGCAAGCCCCGGUGCAUGCAACCCCUUUCCUUGUGUUUUUAAAUACUUUUCGCACACUUAAGUCUAGUGAAAUGUGCAUUAGGUUCAUAGGAAUUGCUUGAAACCCUUUGAUGCAUUGCUUUCCUUGAUAUCCAUACCUUUAUAGAUACUUCUGUGAAGUAUCAAAAUAUGAUUUACAAAAAUGCUUAGCCUUGCUUAGAUCUCGUGGAUAGAGGUUGUCCUUAAUUUAACUCGAGAAAGGAUGGCUUCUACCUGCAAGAAUAUUUUCAUUUGGAGCAAUAGUGGGAUCUUACUGCAAAGUUCCCUGUGAUGCUCUUUCAUCCUAAGGAACAGACACAAUCCUAAGGAUGGAAAUACUUAAAUCGAGACUUGGGCUAGGAACAGAUGAUGCUCCGCCCGGGUCAAUUAAGGAUUGGAUGCGUAUGUAGGCCUGUUGAUCAAGGACUAUCUUAUCUAGCCACAUGCCCUGAGAAUGGGACAGGGUAAGCUUGAACCCGGCUAUUCCAUACAUGAAAAGACAAUCGCGCACUGGGCGUGGAGAGAUGGCGAGAGUGGCACGUACCCUCCUGGCAACGGAUCGCCUAAAAGGGGUGGUGUACUCUCGGGUGGCGCGGACCUGUUCAUGCAGUGGAGGAUCCGUGGGAAUAGUAGACAUCAAGGUUUACGAGUAACAUAUGUCGUGUGGUUAGAAAUCCUCAGCUGAGUAAAUCGAUUCGGAUCGCCGUUAUAUCCCCGGACAGUGGAGACUUGAGCUCCGACCUACAACCUAAGUCAAGAUGUGAACACUAUGGAUAAAAAUGAUGUUGUAUUGAUGAGAUGACGAAAUUAGACUAGAUGCAAACAGAGUCUAUUAAAUAUUUAAUCUGGCGUUAAAAUAUUGAAAGUAAGGACUCACUUUAGUAAGCUAUUUCUGCAAAAGUAUCUAAGUUGAUUCUUGCUAAAGCCUCUCCUUGAUUCCCAAAUCCAGCAUAUCCUUGAGAGUCUUUUCUUUAGUCGGGUAAGUCUUGCUGAGUAAUUCCAUACUCAGGGUUUUAUUCCCUGUUGUUUUUCAGGUUAUAGUUUUGUGCUGCUGUUGAUGGUGUUAAGUGCCGGUGGGCUCGGCCUUCUUAUAUAAGUAUACCCCGCCUUUAUCUUCUUAUUGAGGAUGGUCACUUGAGCUAGCAUAUAUUUCAAAACUAUAAAUAAUUUAUAACCGUUCAAAGUUUCUUUCUUUGAAUCAAUGUAGUAAUCACUCUGAUCAUGUACGAAGUAAAAUUUUUGUAAUUUGUAAAAUUUGGUAAUAAGAUUUCCGCUGCAAAAUAUUGGUGUGUGUGAUUUGUAUUACUUAAUCCCGCGGUUCUGGUUGUAAGUGGUUUAUCCGGUGUCUGUGGGGCAAUCGGACGGAUCCUGUUAAGUUAUCUGGUGCACAUGCAUGGCCGUCUGAGUUCUUUAAGACAAGGACAGGUGCAUGUGGGCCCGAUACCUUGGGAGGUUCUACCACAGCCCUUGCGAUCCGACUACGACGAGAAAGCCCGAGGCGCCAAUGCAAUCGCUGAACCAACUCCCUGUGGUUACCGACCUUGCUGAUGUGAGAUCGGCCUGAUCACGAAGAUCGUUUCCUGUGCGCAAUCGAAGAACGAACAAGAAAAAGAUGCAAGCAAUCUAAUCUAUUACUCGAGGGUGGAGUUCUGAAUACACAAAGACAGCGCUUAUUUGCGCGUGUUCUAGAGUAGCUAAAGCUAACGUAAAACAAAACUCAAAGAACAAAGGAGGCGCAGCUCCUGGAUAAAUAGAGAGAGGGGGUGCAGCCCCUAGUGGCGGCCAACCCUAGGUCGUCCACUAUGGGUCGUAGUUGGGCUGGUCAUCUAUUCUUCUGGGCCCUCAUUCUUCAGUAGCAUGACGAAGUUAAGAUCUCUGGCACAGGCCCGAGUGACUAGCCCGGCUAAUGAAGGAAGUGGCGCUUGAUGUGGAGGUGCUGCUGGUGUAGUCGUACUCAUGUUGCAGGUGAUGUCCUCAUCAAUAACCUUGGGAAAGCCAAGCCCCAAUCCACUUUUAUUUUCUUAAUUCUUUUUCUUUUUCGCUUACGCUUACCCUUACACAGAUGACUUCUCACGAGUCCUCGGAAGGAGGGAACGCACAUUCCCACACGGACGGACUUGCGCAAGAGGGUUUUCCCUGCAUUUUGUGGGAGGUGCUGCAGGGAGCCGGUUAUCUGGUGCAGUUGUUCGAGGAGCACCGGGUACCCCGCUGUAGGGUGAGGAUGACCUUGGAGCCUCAUCCCUUGCAGCUGGGCUGGCGUUCGUUGGACUCCGAGUCUUUCGGAUACCGGGCUGAAGACACUAUUGAGGCCAUUGCUCUCCUCGGGCUAACGACCUUUUAUGGCUUUCACCCCUUGGAGCUGUCCACUCAUCCCAUUGGCUUGUUCCCCGCUGAAAAGGAGGACAAGCCAAUGUGGAAGGAUCGAGUGGUGCAUGCCAAGGAUGUGUGGGCUCUUUACCCAGAGCAGACUGCUCACCUGACGGUGCGAUGCAUGAAUGCCAUGUACCGUCUGCAAGCAGUGCGAGGUGAGGCAAUGUCCUAGCUGAUGAGCUUGGUGGAGGCUACCAAGAUCACCCUGGAUAACAGGGAGGACCUUAUGGUAGACCUAUCCACUGAGCUGGUGGAGAAGGACCUCCUGGUGGAGCAGAUGGCCACCCAGAUCCAAGAGCUUGAGUAGCUAGUAGGAGCCAGGGAGAACACCAUCGAGGUUCUCGAGGAUCAACUUCUGAACACUCAGCAGCAACUUGAGGAAGCCAACCAGCACCUGGAUAUGCACCAUCAGGAGAUCCAGGACAUGGAGGCCGAAGGGGCCGACGAGGAUGUUGACAUCGAGGGAGGAGAGGAGCCGGAGCCUGUAUCCAGCUUGGACACUGCUGGCUCAGGAAGACCACCUUCCCCCAAGUCCAGUGUUGCCUUGUUUGUCCAUUAGGUUUCAGAAAUUUGGAUAGAAGUGUGCAGCAGUAGAACUCCUCAAAGCUAGCUUAGCUUUUGCACCUUUGGGGUACUAGGCUAGGAAGAGUUGAGUCUUUUAAGCACUGUUGUAACCGUUAGAAAACUCUUUUGGAUUUAUGAAUGAUGGAUGAUGUCGAUUUUAAGUUAUGAAGGAAAUUUAUGUUAUGUAGUGUCUUUUAUGAAAAAUGCAAGGAAAUGUUUGGCUUUUUACAAACCUUGUCCUUUCAAAUCUUUUACUAUGUGCGAGCCUUGAUUUCAGAAGUAUGAUAUUAAGAACGUCCAAAAUUUUCAGAUGGCAGGAAGAGCGCGCCGUGGACAGAAUGAGUGCAUUCCUCCACCACCACCGCCGCCUCCUACCAUGCAAGAACUGAUGGCUCAGCAGAAUGAGAUUCUGCGACAGUUGGCUCAACGUCAGCCACCACCUCAGCACUAUGGUGGUGGUGAUCACCAUCAGCGUCCCCCAGCAGCGGCCACUUAUCAGGAGUUCCUCAGCACUCAGCCGCCUUUGUUCACUCGGGCAGAGGAUCCACUUGAUGCUGAUGUGUGGCUUAGGGUAGUGGAAUCCAAAUUCCCACUGCUUACUGGAGUUUGUUCAGAUGUGGCUAAGGUCUGUUUCGCCACCCAGCAGCUUCGCGGACCCGCGCGAACAUGGUGGAUCCACUUUCUCGCUAUGCAGCCAGUUGAUCACGCAGUGGAAUGGGGAGAAUUCAAGGCAGCAUUCAGAGGACAUCACAUACCGGCAGGCAUCAUGGACCGCAAGCUCAAUGAGUUUCUGGCACUUACUCAGGGGAAUCGUACUGUGUUGCAUUACACUCAGGCCUUCAAUGACCUGUGUCAGUACGUAGGCUAUCUUGCUGACACAGAUGAGAAGAAGAGGGAUAGGUUCAGGAGGGCCUCAGUACUAAGCUCCGCGACUGUCUCAAUACAGUCAGGGCCAAUAGCUAUAAUGAGUUAGUCAACAUGGCCAUUUCUCAGGAAGACUGCAUCACAGCCUGCCAGGCAGAAAAGAACAGGAAGACCCCUAUGGAAGGACCUUCAGCUCAGCCUCAGCGUUUCAGGAUUGUGUCCGACACUCAGGGUAGGGGACCUCAGCAGUAAGGCCGGUGGGUGAUCCGACUACAACAGCAGCAGCAGGCACCCAACCGCUCUCAGCCCCCAGUUCAGAGGAACAACACCUAGCCACAACAGCAGCAGUAUCGUCAGACCAAUGACAACAGAUGUUUCACUUGUGGCAGCACUGGACACUACGCCAAGAAUUGCCCCAAGAACCAGCAGAGGCAGGGGCAGAAUUCCAAUCAGAACCAAGGCAAGAGGCAGAAAGUACAAGUGAGGCAAGGCAGACUGAACUUCACCACCCUAGCUAAUAGCAAUGUCUUUGGCUUCAUCACCAUCCGCUAAGAUUCAGAUCAUCCACCAAGCUUCGGAUCACUGCUCUUCGGCUUUGUCAUCCAGUACAUAACAAAGCGUUAUAAGGUAAAUUCAAGUUUCAAGGAAAAGGUAAGCAAAUGUAUGAGUUUAUUACCGGUUUGAGGUGACUUCGAGCUUCGUCACUAGCCAAUCUUCGUCCACCCUUUGCCCAAAUUUGAGUUAUGAAUCUGUUCCCAAUGCUUCGGGCCAGGCUAAGGAUGUCAUUCAAGUCCGCUGGUGAUAAGCUGAAGUUCGGCCUGUUUACAAUAUUCCCGUGCAUGCAACCAGCCUUCAUAAAAGCAACAGCUGUGCCACGAGAAGCUAGCAGAGCACAGAAAUCACCAUGCCCAGCUAUGACUUCAUCAAGAGCAUCAACUUCGCCUUUAAUAUGAUCGAAGAUGCCUGGCAGGUCUUCAGCUGAAGGUUUAAACUUUUCAGAACUGGCUCCAACAGAGUUGAAGACCUGCUUCAGUCGUUGCACGCAACAGUUGUCGAAGUUCAGACAUUUAUCUUGAAGUUCCUUCAAUGACUUUUGCAAGUUCAAACUCUUUCCAACUUCAGCUUCAAGCUUUGCAUCAAAAUCCUUCUUCUCUUGUUCGAAGCUUUUUGAUUUCAUGGAGAGUUCACUGUUUAAUCUAGCAAUCUUGGCUUGAGCUUCUGCCAGCGAACCCUCCAUUGUUUGAAUCACGGAAUCCUUCUUCUCCAGAGCAGCUUUGUGAUCUUUAAUUUUGCCCUCUAAGCCCUCAAUUAUAAUCUCAUUUUUCUUGUCCUCGAGAUCUUGUUGCAUCCUUAAGGUUUUACUUAGUAGUAGACUCUGGAAAAAAAACCUUCAUCUUGAAAACAACAAAAAGUUAAGGUAAGAACUUUACCUUAAAGUUAGAAUAAAACAAGCUACCGGCGAUAUGUUGCCGCCGGUAUCUGCUGAGGUCGGCCUCAAGCUUCGGAAAGCCAACACUCUUUGAUAGAGUGCUGACAACCUUCGCUCCAGUCCGGUCCCGGAGGCAUCCUAAGCUCUCUUCGUCAACGCCACCGAAGAGCAAUGCUCCUGGCUGGUAGCCGCAAGAUAUAGCAUAAUCUCUUAGUUCUUCUUUUUUAGCCUUGGAUAACUCCUGACAAUCAUGUUUCGAAAAUUGAAGUCCCCUUCCUCCGAAAUAUCUUCGGCAAUCUUCUUCUCUUUGUUAAACACCUUCUCCCCUUUUCUAGGCACCGUGGCCAGGGUUGCCUCGGCAGUUGCAACAGUUUCUUCCAUGGCCAUAUCCAAAAUCAUCUUAUCAAUAUCAGAAAAUACGCCCUCAAGAUUUGUGGCUUUGGCCGUCGCACCUUCGGUAGUUGUAGCUUCGGCGGGAGCAGCUUCGGCAGCUGGUGUUUUUUACGCUGAAGCCGACGGUGGCGUUUCUUCAAUAGCAUCAAUAACAGUAAUAAUCCUUCGCCUUUUUUCAGCAGGCUUCUUGAUUGCUGCAGGCUCCUCCUUCUUCUAUAAAAGCUUCAUCAGUUGUGGCCCUAGUGGACUUAGCUUGAGAGGUAAAGAUUUGGUCAUUACCUUUAAAAUUUCCUCCACGUCAGCAGCGGGAGGCGUUGAAGGAACUUCUUCCUCUAUAUCAGUUGUUCUUGGCUUCGCAGCCGCAACUUUUCUUUUCUUCGGAACAGCCACCUUCGGCUUAGGGCUGGAUUUUUUUCUUUUUUAAAGCUUUCUCAUCUUCUUCUAUCAUUCUAGCAACUUGCCUCUUCAUAACACUGACAGCUCUUUUUCGCUUUGGCCCUUCGGCACCCUUGCGUAACAGUUCAUAGUCAGGGUAUUCAAAUUUCAGGGCAUCCAUUACUCGGUUCAGCCUUCGUUUCGGUCGGGUGCCGAAGGCCGCGGUCAUCAAUUGAUCUUCUUUCUUAGUAUAGUUGCCCAGAAUUUCAUUGCACAUAGCUUCAAUCGUUUCCAACCAUUCUUGGCAAGGCUCUUUGAAAUGUUUCUUGAACUUGAAGUGAUAGGGCAGUCGAACAAGUUCAUUCUUUUUCUUUUCUCCUUUAAGCUUCGGCUUAUUCCAUUCCUUUAACGUCGGAAAUACUCUAUUAGCUAAGUAUUCCUACACCAAAUCUCUAUUACCGAUAUGCUCAGACACAACUCGGAAUUCGCCCACAGCUUCUCGGCAUGGUGACCCUUGCAACAUGUCGCACAGGGGCCUAGUUAACCCGAAGGUUAGGUCCAGUGGGCUCUGAACUAUCUUCUCAUUCUUCUCAUCAACCUUAACAUAAAACCACUCAUUCUUCCAACCGGUUGGCCAUUUGGUGCGAUAGCUGAUCACCGGAGUCUUCAUAUCUUUGCGGUAAGCAAAGUUGUAAUAGCCGAAAUUCUUGUGUAGCCCAUCUUCUCUAGCCUUCGUCUGAUAAUGAAGCUCGUGCACCCGGCACAAAGCUUUGACAAGCGGCUCCACUCCUUGGCUUCGAAGAGCCCAGAUAAAGACACUGAGCCUAACGAUGGCGUUAGGAGUCAGCUGAUGAAGAUAAAUUUCGAAAUCUUCCAAAACAUCCCCAAUCAUUUCAUGCAAAGGAAACCUCAAUCCUGCUUUGAAGUAACUUCUGAAAACUACCACCUCAUCAUUUUCUGGCUUCGGAGUGGUUUCUUCCCUACCAAAACGAAUCAGCUUCUUCUCGGCUUCCCCGAAGUAGCCUAGCUUUAACAUCAUGGGCAUAUCAGCCUCAGAGACAGUAGACUUUCCAAAGUCCAAGUGGCUGGGUUUGGAUGGCAUGACGGUGUUAUAAUCUAUCUCUUCUUCAUCAGCAUUACCCUCUUCAAUGUCAGCCUGUUCAGCUUCGGUAGCAGGUGCACCUUCCUCAGAAGCACCCUCUGUCACAACCAGUCCCGAUUGCCUCAUUACUUCGGACAAGGGGCAGUCUCAGCAGCUUCGGCCUCCUCUCUGUUGCGUGUAAUUCUAGCUGUUGAACGCACUCUAGCCAUUUGAUACUAAAUUUCUCACGGUUUUAACGAAGUUGAUGACUUUUUGCAGUUUUGCCGAAGCUCCCUCUUAUGACGAAGCUAAAACAAGACGAUGCUUUGAUUGAGAAUACGAUGAAUAAGCUUCGGCUAUGGUCAAAUUUUUUAGCAGCACAACAGUGCAAUAGUAAUAAAUGUUGUGGUAACUUCACACCUACCCAUCUAUUUAUAUAGUGCUGCAGGUGGGAAGGUGAAUCGUCAAGCCGCUCGCACACGCUGAACAGUCGCCCGCACCCACUGAACGGUGGACCACAAUGCACGAGAAGGUGAAUCACCAGAUCGCUCGUACCCGCCGUAUGGUGGGACCACCUCGCACUUGGAAUAUCCAAUCGUUUCUCGACAAUGAGCUCACGGAAGGUGUUUUUCGGACCUUCGGCGUUCUGAAGCCUAAGAGAAUUUUUCACGGGUCGAGCUCAUCACGAAAAACGAUCUGGUACCGUGAAGGGGCUACUGUUGGGGGUUUGCUUCGUCGCCGAAGGUCCUAUAAGAAGAAACACCUUCGGAAGAUCAACACAGAAGCAAAGCCAAAGCUACCAUCCAGGGAGCUUCGGCAUAAUGACACGCCUUGAGACGAAGGGUGGCACCGACUUAAAGAUGAAAAGACCGAUUAGCCCAUGUUAAUCUGUGUCAUGAUUGUAAUCAGUUAUAAAGGACAUGAAUGUAAAUCCACACAGGUUGCGUCUUGUGCCUAUAAAUAGAUGAACAGUACCUCGUACUGUUCACGCUGACUUGUAUUCACUCGCACGUCACCUGGAUUUUCACCUUCUAUCAAGCCGAAGGUACAAAUGUAAUUCGAUAUUGUUCAUAUUUGUUCAUGAUAAUAUAAUAAAACUAUCUUAAUGAUGUCAUAUGAUUAUUCAUGUUAUUUUCCAUGUUUCAUAUGCUUCUACUUUCAUUAUUAUAAUAAUGAGAUGAUGAAGGUACGUCCUUCAUAACCUUCGUCUGAAGAUCAUUAUAUCCUAAGGGAGAUAAUGCUUCGAAGGACGAAGGUCUUUAACCAUUAAUACUUUGUGUUGCCUUGUUCUUAUCUCAUAGCAUGUUGAGAAAAAGUCCCCAACAGCUGAUACCAGACGAUGGGUCCUAUGGGUGUGCUACUUACACUUCCUAGCCGAAGCUAUGUACAGGUCCAGGUCCCAGUCGAGGCUACCUCGUGGGGGCCGUUGCCAACUCUUUCUUAGGUAUACUGGUAUCCAGCCUCGACACGUAGAGCCUACAUCCCAAGGGGCCAAGUACCAGGGAGGAGUUGGUAACGCCACACACAACAAGGACAAAUAGUAUACAGAUAAGUGCUAAUACUGAAUAGUACUCAAAAGUAUCUUACAAAGACCAAAAAAUAUUACAAAGCUGCUUCCCAGCGAGACCCUUGCCUUCUCUCUGCAGAUCUAGCUACUCAUCAUCAGCAGGAUCCCGCUGGAAACGUUCGGCCACCAGUUCCACGACAUCUUGUACGGCCUCCCGGGGUGGCAUCUUCAGUGUCGGCCAUCGAACCAGCGAUCACCGGCUCCAAGGAGAUGGUCAUGUCGUGGCUCUGGAAGCACGUCAAGAUGUACUCGAUUACCGCCCGGCAGAGCCUGCCGCUCUCGGCCUCCAAGCGGACGCCAAGGAUCUGGUCCAGGCGUCGGAGGCGGUCUGCGGCGGAGUCCAGCACCGGGAGUGCGUCAGAGAUGGACGUCGGCAGCUCCGACACCGGGAUGGGACUCACCCCUAGCGGCACCAGUGUCGUGCUUGCCUCGCCAGCCCAUGCGGCGAUGCGCUGGACCCUGGCGCAAUGCUCCGCCUGGAGAUCUUCAAGUGUUUUCUUCAUCGCCUCCACCGCCUGGGGCUCGGUGCUACCUGUACCGCCUGCGCCGCCUGGAACCGGCGGACCCGCUCCUCCAACGUCCGCUCCUUCUCCUCCGCCUCGAGCUCAUGCUCGGCCAGCAACUUCUCCCGCCUUUCAAGCAUUUCCUCCUUGAAGGCGAGAUCCUUCUCCCGCCUGGCGAGGUCUGUCUCCCGCCUGUCCAAGGAUUCUCCUUUCGCUUUAAGCUUCUCCUCGGCGAGGGCACUGUCGCGGGCCUUGCCAUCAAGCUCUCGCUGCAGCUUUUGCAGGCUCUCCAUAGCAACGAUCUGCUGGACCCGCUGCUCCUCCAGGAUUUCGUUGAAGGCACUUAGCUUGGCCUGGAGCUCUAUGACGACUUCCUCCCUCUGGUUCAAGGCCUCCUCCUUCUUGGCCAGCCUCUUCUCCUUCCGACCCACCUCCAGCUCCCGGGCGUACACCUUCUAGAGGUCCUUCUUGUAGUCCUUGCGGUCCCGCUCAAGCUCGGACCGCUCGGAGGCGAACUGGCGGGACGCCGCCUUGGUGCGCUCCUCUAGCUGGGUACGCCAGUCGCUGAGGCGCUGGUGUUGGGGACUUGUUCUCAAAUGCUAUGAGUCAAGAACAAGGCAACACAAAGCAUUAAAUGUUAACAUCCUUCAUCCUUCGAAGCAUUAUUUCCCUUAGGAUAUAACGAUCUUCGGACGAAGGUCAUGAAGGACGUACCUUCAUCACCAUGGUAUAAGAAAAUGAAAGGCGAAACAUAUGAAAUAUAUAAAAUGUGAAAGAUGACACGAAUAAGCAUAUAAUAUCAUUCACACGUCUUCAUUAUAUGAAAUUGAAUACUUAGAUACAGUAUCUAAUUACAUUUAUACCUUCGGCUCAACAGAAAGCAAGAAUCCAAGCAUUACGCACAAGCGAAUGCAGGAUCGUGUGAACAGUACAGGGGUACUGUUCACCUAUUUAUAGGCACAGGACACAGCCUGUGAGAAAUUACAUUCAUGUCCUUUACAAAGGUUUACAAUCAUAAUACAAGUUAUCACGGGCCGAUUGGUCAUUUCGUCUUUAAGUCGGUGCAUUUGGAAAUGUACUCCGAAGCACUUUGAUUGAUAGCUUCGGCUUUGUGCCAGUCUUCCGAAGGUGUUUCUUCUUAUGGGACCUUCGGCGACGAAGCAGACCCCCAACAAUAGCCCCUUCACGGUGCUAGAUCAUUUUUCGUAACGAGCUCGACCCGUGAAAAACUCUCUCAGGCUUCGGAAUGCCGAAGGUCCGAAAAACACCUUCCCUUAUCUCGUUGCCGAGAAACGAUUUAAAUAUUCCGAGUGAAGGGUGGUCCCACCAUUCAACGGGUACACGCGAUCUGGUGAUUCAGCUUCUUGGGCGCUAUGGUCCACCGUUCAGCGAGUGCGGGUGACUAUUCAGCGGGUGCGAGCGACUGUUCAGCGGGUGCGAGCGACUUGACGAUUCACCUUCCUACCUGCAGCACUAUAUAAACAGACGGGUAGUUGUGAAGUUACCACAGCAUUUACUGCUAUUGCACUGUUGUGCUGCCAAAAAAUUUGACCACCGCCGAAGCUUGUUCAUCGUAUUCCCAAUCAAAGGAUCACUUUGCUCUAGCUUCAUGAUAAGAGGGAGCUUCGUCAAAAAAUAAUCAACUUCGUCAAAAUGCAAGAAAUUCAACAUCAAAUGGCCAGGGUGCGCUCAACAGCUAAGAUUACACACGACAGAGAGGAAACCGAAGCUACUAAAACCACUUCGAUCUCCGAAGUUGAGGCGGUCGGGACUAGUUGUGAUGGAGGGCGCUCCUGACGAAGGCACCCCUGCUACUGAAGCCGAGCAGGCAGAUAUUGAAGAGGGCGAUACUGGUGAAGAGAUUGACUAUAACACUGCUAUGCCAUCAAAGCCCAGCCAUUUGGAUUUUGGGAAGUCAACUGUGUCUGAAGCUGAUAUGGCUAUGAUGACGAAGUUAGGCUACUUCAGAGAAGCCGAUAAGGGGUUGAUUCAUUUAGGCGGGGAAGAGACUAUCCCGAAGCCAGAAAAUGAUGAAGUGGUGGUUUUUAAGAGCUUCUUCAAAGCAGGGUUGAGAUUUCCUCUGCACAGGAUGAUUGCGGAUGUCUUGGAAAAUUUUGAGAUUUACCUUCAUCAACUGACCCCUAACGCCAUUGUUAGGCUCAGCGUGUAUAUCUGGGCUCUCCGAAGUCAAGGGUUGGAGCCGCUCGCCGAAGCCUUCUGCCGAGUACAUGAACUUCAUUAUCAGAUGAAGGCUAGGGAAGACGGAUUGCAUGAGAACUUCGGUUGCUAUAAUUUUGCUUAUCGCAAGAAGACACCAGUGGUCAGCUAUCGCUCUAAAUGGCCGACCGGUUGGGAAUCUGAAUGGUUUUAUGUUAAGAUUGAUGAGAAAAAGGAGAAGCUAGUACAGAGCCCGCUGGAGUUAACCUUCGGGCUGACUAGGCCUCAGUGCAACAUGACGCCGGGGGCACCAUGCCCAGAUGUUGUGUAUGAGUUUAGAGUUGUAUCUGAACACAUUGGAACUAGAGAUUUAGUUCAAGAUUACUUGGCCAACCGAGUAUUUCCAACGCUAAGGGAAUGGGGUAUGCCGAAGCUUGAAAAAGAGAAGAAGAAGAAGAAUGAACUUGUUCGGCUACCCUAUCAUUUCAAGUUCAAAAAACACUUCAAAGAACCCUGCCAAGAAUGGUUGGAUACAAUUGAGGUUAUGUGCAACGAGAUUUUGGGCAAUUAUACGAGAAAAGAAGAUCAGUUGAUGACUGCAGCCUUCGGCGCCCGACCGAAGCGAAGAUUGGAUCGGGUAAUGGAUGCCCUGAAUUAUGAAUAUCCAGACUAUGAGCGAUUGAACAAGGGCGUCGAAGGGCAAAAAAGAAAAAUAAUUGUUAGUGUUGUGGGCAGACAAGCUGCUAGAAUGGUGAAAGAAGACGAAGAAAUCCUAAAGAAAAGAAAAUUGAGCCCUGAGCCGAAGGCAGUUGCUCCGAAGAGGAGAAAAGCUUCGGCUCUAAAGCAGAAGGCAACUGAUAUGGAAGAAGAGACUCCUUCAACACCUUCUGCUGCCGACGUGGAAGAAAUUCUAAAGGUAAUGACUGCAUCCUUGCCUAUCAAGCUAAGUCCACUAGGGCCACAUCUGCCGAAGCUUUUACAGAAGAAGAAGGAGCCCUCGGCAGCGAAGAAGUCUGUUGGGCCGAAAAAACGAAGGAUUAUUACUGUGACAGAAGCUAUUGAAGAGACACCACCACCACCUUCGGCAUCAAAGGCACCAGAUGUAGAGAGCGCUACAGCUACCGAAGCUGCACCUUCUGAAGCCACGAUUACCGAAGCUGCAACGGCCAAGGAUGCAAACUUAGAAAGCACAUUCCCUGAUAUAGAUAAAAUACUUCUGGAUAUGGCCGCAGAAGAAGCUGCUGCAGCCACUGAAGAGACCAUGGCCACAGUGCCUGGGAAAGAGAAGGAUAUAGCCAAAGAUACUUCAGAAGAAGAAAACUUCAAUUUUCAAAACUUAAUUGGACAAGAAUUGUCAAUGGCUGAGAAAGAAGAAUUAAGAGACUAUGCCAUAUCCUGCGGGUAUCAGUCAGAGGCAAUGCUCUUCGGCGGUAUUGACGAUGAAAGCUUAGGUUGUCUUCGAUACCGGACUGCAGCGAAGGUCGUCGGUACUCUGUCGAAGAGUAUUGGUUUCCCGAAGCUUGAGACCGAUAUCAGCCGCUACCGACGACAGCAUAUCGUCGGUAGUUUAUUCUAUUCUAACUUCAAGGUAAAAACUUUUCUUCGACUUUUCAUUGUUUUUAACGACGAAGGUGUUUGCUGACGAAGCUUGCUUCUACUCAGAGUAUGCUAUUAAGCAAAGCUUUGAGGAUGCAACAGGACCUUAAAGACAAAAAACAUGAGAUCAUAAUUGAAGGUUUAGAAAGCAAAAUAAAAGAUCAAGCAGCUGUUCUUGAAAAGAAAGAUUUCGAACUUCAGACAAUGGAAGGUUUACUGGCAAAAGCUGAAGCCAAAAUUGCAAAGUUAGAUAAGGAGCUUCUCUCAAAAUCAGAAAGCUUUGAACAAGAAAAACAUAGAUUUGAUAUGAAGUUUGAGGCUGAGGUCAAAAAAAGUUCAAAUUUGCAAAAAUCAUUGAAAGAACUUCAAGAUAAAUGUCUAGAGUUCAGCAACCGAUGCGUGCAGCGGUUAAGGCAGAUCUUCAACUCGGUUGGAGCCAGCUCUGAGAAAUUCAUUCCUUCGAUUGAGGACUUGCCAGGGACCUUCAAACACAUUAAGGGCGAAGUUGAUGCUCCUGAUGAAGUUAUAGCCGGACACGGUGAUUUCUGUGCCCUGCUAGCUUCUCGAGGCACGGCUGUUGCCUUCAUGAAAUCUGGUUGCACGCAUGGAAAGAUUGUUAAUAGACCAAACUUCAGCUUAUCACUAGCAGAUCUGAUUUAUAUCCCCAGCCUAGCUUGAAGCAUAGGAAACAGAUUUAUAAAGCAAAUAUGGGCAAAGGGUGGGCGAAGCCUAGCUGGUGACGAAGCUCGAAGUCACCUCAAGCCGGAUGACGAAGCCGAAGAACACAGAGUCGAAGCUUAGCAGACAAUUCGAAGCUCAACAGAUGGUGAUGAAGCUCGAAUACCUAGCUGUGGAAGAAUUCUAAGAAAACUCUUGUAUUAACCUUUAUAAAGAGUAUUGUAACUUAAGAAUCAGAUUCUACUCUGUAAAUUUGUCCAUACCUUGUAAUAUAUUUUUAUUUCCAUUUUA
Zea mays is the source of this 21869-nucleotide messenger RNA. RefSeq lists its product as uncharacterized. Lineage: Eukaryota; Viridiplantae; Streptophyta; Magnoliopsida; Poales; Poaceae. The transcript is spliced from 4 exons. The coding region runs from base 18928 to 20946 and encodes 672 amino acids. The record is from RefSeq and is a predicted model, not a curated record.